Molecule: messenger RNA, 1719 nt
Organism: Pistacia vera
Lineage: Eukaryota; Viridiplantae; Streptophyta; Magnoliopsida; Sapindales; Anacardiaceae
Product: NAC transcription factor 56
Exons: 3
Coding region: 112-1170 (352 amino acids)
Biological process (GO): system development; regulation of DNA-templated transcription
Molecular function (GO): DNA binding
Source: RefSeq, a predicted model, not a curated record
CUCUAUGCAAACCUUUCAAGAUUCUUUUACGAAAUUCUCUGAUAAACCCUACAAUUUCCAUAAACAAAAAGAUCUCAAAUUUCAUUUCUUUCAAUAAGGGUGCGCCCAACCAUGGAGAGCACCGACUCAUCGACUGGCUCGCCGCAGCCUAAUCUUCCACCGGGCUUCAGGUUCCACCCGACUGAUGAAGAGCUCGUCGUUCACUACCUCAAAAAGAAGGCAUCUUCAGCUCCUCUCCCUGUCGCAAUUAUUGCAGAAGUUGAUUUGUACAAGUUUGAUCCAUGGGAGCUUCCAGCUAAGGCAACGUUUGGGGAGCAAGAAUGGUACUUUUUUAGUCCGAGGGACAGGAAGUAUCCGAACGGGGCGAGGCCAAACAGGGCGGCGACUUCGGGAUAUUGGAAGGCGACAGGGACGGAUAAGCCUGUGUUAUCCUCUGCUGGGAAUCAGAAAGUUGGUGUAAAAAAAGCGCUUGUGUUCUAUGGAGGUAAGCCGCCAAAAGGGCUGAAAACAAAUUGGAUUAUGCAUGAGUAUCGGCUUGCCGAUAACAAAGUUAACAACAAGCCUCCUGGAUGUGAUUUGGGCAACAAGAAAAACUCUUUAAGGCUUGAUGAUUGGGUCCUAUGUCGAAUAUACAAGAAGAACAACACAACUAGACCUAUUGACAUUCAUGAUAAGGAUGACUCCAUGGAUGAGAUUCUUGGUCACAUACCGCCUUCGUUGAUGAUCGGUAGCCACCAGAACUCAAGGCUGCAUCUUCCAACAAAGGCCGCAAGCUAUGGAACAUUCAUGGGAAAUGAACCAAAUUUUUUUGAAGGUAUGAUAAGCCAUGAUGGUGGUAUUCAUAACAAUGUCUCAAGUAUUUCACACUUGGCUACUUCUUCAAGCUCAAAGCCACAGCUGCUAAUGGAUCAUUCUUUCAAAAGAACUCUCCCGUCGAUGAAUUGGACCGAAGAUGACGAUAACACAAAGGCAGGGCUUUCAUUGAACAAGAAGUUUCAUUUAGAAAGUAACGAUGGAAGCAUUGAGAGAACAGAUGGAAAUGGUUCAAUUGCAAGUCUACUUAGCCAUCUGCCACAGACAACUCCAUUGCACCAACAAUCAAUGUUGGGGUCAGUGGGAGAAGGUAUUUUUCGGCCUCAAUAUCAGCUUCCGGGAAUGAACUGGUACUAGCACAAUUAGUUUAAUGAUCUAUAUAAAUAUAAUUUAUAUUUUUAUGCUUGAGUGAACAGAAAAAUAACAAAAGAAAAAAAAAAAGAUUUUUCAGAUAAAUAUAAAUAUAAUUAUAAAUAUAUUUAUAGAUUGAAAGAAGAUUAAUUUGCCGUGAAACCUUGCGAGUGUAUGGAGAUUUUGGUCCUUAGGGAAGACAGACUAGAGACUCGUUAGAUGGAUGAUACUAAUGGCCUCGGGUUUCUUUUAAGUGUUAACAAGGUAGCAGCCAGAAUAUGAUUGGGGGAGGCCAUGUAUAUAUUUUGAUAUAUGAAAAACUAUAUAUUAUCUAUGAUUAAGUAUUAAAUACACAGAUUUGCUGGUUAUGUUUGUAACGAUGAAAAAAAAAGCGAAUUGUUGAAGGUGGUUGGUCUUGUUGUAGAAAAUAAAUCUGAUUAAUGUUGUUAUUUUGGUUGGUUAGGAUUAUACAAACUCUAAAUUAAACUCUUAUAGAUAUUGAUCUCUGUUGUAGAGCUUUGUUACUGCUUUCAUUAAUUGUAUCUUAAAUACCUU